AUGAAUUUAUUAUUCGGAUGGAGAAAUAUCCAGAAGACAAGGAAUUCUAAUAAACCCCAAACUCAUACUUCAGUUGAUCUUUCCUGGAGUAAGUCGUCGGGUGGUCGUCUUAAAUGCAACAUUGACGCUUAUUUUUCUAACAAUAAAGUGGGUAUUGGUGCUUGUAUUAGAUACAACAAAGUUUUAUUUAUUGCAUCCAGGACGGAGUGGUUCUCUCAUAUCACUGAAGUUGCAAUUUGGGAAGCUAUGGGAAUACUUUCUUCUAUCAAAUGGGUGCAUGCGCUUGGUUAUGAUAGUGUGGAUUUUGAAUUGGAUGCUAAAAACAUUGUGGAUAAUGUGAAUAGAAGUCAUCCUAACAAUACGGAUUUUGGUGCUAUUACUUUUGAAUGUAAGCUUUUACUAGUAUCUUUGUCUAGGAACUUUCAUGUUAAGUUCAUUAGGAGACAAGCUAAUGAAGUUGCUCAUGUCUUGGCUCGGGCGGCUACAUGUUUUGAUAGUUUUCAAGUUUUUACCGAUGUACCAAUAUGUAUACAUUUUCUUAUUGCUAAUGAAAUGAAGUAA
Messenger RNA from Vicia villosa (hairy vetch), 561 nucleotides. RefSeq lists its product as uncharacterized. Gene Ontology annotation, molecular function: nucleic acid binding; RNA-DNA hybrid ribonuclease activity. NCBI's taxonomy places the organism in Eukaryota, Viridiplantae, Streptophyta, Magnoliopsida, Fabales, Fabaceae. The record is from RefSeq and is a predicted model, not a curated record. The transcript has a single exon. The coding region runs from base 1 to 561 and encodes 186 amino acids.